AUGAGCUCCUUCACCAUUGUGGAAAACCUUACCAACCACAGGCUUCUGUCUCACCUGACAGCCCUGGAUCAGUAUCAGCUAGAGGAAUUCAAACUUCACCUCCAACCACCGGGGAGCUCCGAGUGGGUCCUCGGCACAAACAGCAUUCAGUUCUCCUGGCCAAGAAACUCACGGGUCCCCUGGGCAGAGCUGAGGGCUGCUGAUGCUGUGAACCUCUUCUUCCUUUUGAACAAGAACUUCUCAGAAUGGCAGGUGUGGGAAGUGGCCCUCAGCAUCUUCCAGAAAAUGAAUCUGACUUCGCUGUGUGAGGAAGUUAGAGAAGAAAUGAAAGGGCAUGUGCAGACCCAGGAACCCCAAGACCCAAACACAGAAGAACCAGAGGUGCUAGAAGGAGAAACAGGGCAUGUGCAGACCCAGGAACCCCGAGACCCAGACAAAGAAGCGGCAGAGGUGCUAGAAGGAGAAACAGAAUAUAGAAGAGAAUUCCGAGAGAGGUUGAAGAAUAACAUAUUGGCAACAUGGGACAAUAUCUCUUGGCCUGAAGACCACAUGUAUGUCUGCAGUACAUCCGAGAAUGAACGUGAAGAGAUGCAGAGACUACUGGAUCCUAACAGGACUGGAGCCCAGGCCCAGACGAUAGUCUUGGAGGGCAGGCCAGGAGUUGGGAAAACCACCAAGGCAAUGAAGGCCAUGCUGUAUUGGGCAGAUGGCAUCCUCUUUCAGCGUAGGUUCUCCUAUGUUUUCUAUCUCAGCUGCCUUAAAAUGAAAUACGUGGAGGAGAUUACCUUUGCUGACCUGCUUUCUUGGGACCAGCCCAACUCUCAGACCCCUAUUGAAGAGUUCAUGUCUCAAUCUGAGAAGCUCCUGUUUGUUGUUGAUGGCUUUGAGGAAAUGACCAUACCUGAGCCAAGCCCUUAUCCCUUGGGGGACAGCCUGCCAUGCACAGACUGGUACCAGAAGCUCCCGGUGAUCCAAAUCCUACUCAGCUUGUUGAAGAAAGAGUUGGUUCCCCUGGCUACCUUACUGAUCACGACCAGGAUGCCUCAUACAAAAGCUCUUGAGAAGUUGUUAGUGAAUCCAUGCUUUGUACACAUCACAGGGUUCACAGAGGAAGACCAAGAGGAGUAUUUUGUCAGUCACUUUGGUGACCAAAGAAAAGUUAAGACAAUCUUGGAACAGAUAAGACAGAACGAAAUUCUCUUUAAUUUCUGCAGUGCCCCCAUGGUGUGUUGGACUGUAUGUUCCAGCCUGAAGCAGAUAAAGGAGAGAGAUUAUGAUCUCCAGCCAAUCACUGAGACCACCACCAGUCUGUAUGCCUAUUUUUUCUCCAACUUGUUCUCAACAGCAGAGGUGGAUUUGGAAGAUCAGAGCUGGCCAGAACAGUGGAACAUCCUCUGCACCAUGGCCGUGGAGGGGAUGUGGUCUAUGAACUUCAACUUUAGAGAAGAGGACAACCAGCUCAUGGAAGUGCCCUUAAUUGAGUCUCUCCUCCAUUUAAAUAUUCUUCAGCUUGUCAGUGACUAUGAGGAUUGCAUUACCUUCACCCAUUCAAGUUUCCAGGAGUUUUUUGCAGCCAUGUUCUAUGUGCUAGAGGAAUCUCAAGAAUUCCUUCAUUGGUCCAAAAAGCAUGAAGAGAUGAAGAUAAUAUUGAGGUCUGUUUUGGUCAACAAAGAGCCCUACUGGACUCCAGUGGUUCUUUUCUUGUUUGGUCUUUUAAAAAAAGACCUAGUAAGAAAACUAGAGGAUACUUUGCACUGUAAAAUGUCUUCCAGGGUAAUGGAGGAGUUAUUAGAGUGGAAAGAAGAAUUAGAUAAGUCUGACACUGCCUCUGUCCAAUUUGACAUUCUACAAUAUUUUCGCUGUCUACAUGAGACCCAGGAGGAAGAUUUUAUAAAGAAGAUGUUGGGUCACAUCUUCGAAGCUGACCUUGAUAUUUUUGGGAACAUAGAACUCCGAGCUUCUUCAUUUUGCCUAAAGCACUGUAAAAGUUUAAGUAAGCUGAGGCUUUCUGUCAGAAUCAUCCCUGAAAGGGCAACAGGAUUUCUGGACCAACGCUACUCCAGGAUGCGGCAGUGGGGCGAUAUUUGCACCGUGUUUACCACCCACAGGAAUUUGCGUGAGCUGGAUCUGAGUAACAGCGAGCUGAGUGACUCCUCCAUGGGGAUGCUCUGCUGUGUGCUGAGGAAUCCACAGUGUCAACUUGAAAAGCUGACGUGCAGAUCAAUAACUCCUGUGUCGGUUCUAGCAAAGCUUGAUCAGGUCCUAUACUGGAACAAGAAGCUGUCCUAUCUGAACUUGAGUUCUAACAAGCUGGAGGAAGUUAGCUGGAUUCUCCGAGCCCUGAGACACCCAGCCUGCAACCUCAAGUAUCUGUGGUUGGAAUCGUGUGGCCUUGUCUCUGUGGUGUGUUGGGAUCUCUUCAGGAAACUCAGAGCGAAGUCCAGUCUGAAGUUCCUCAGCCUGGGAGACAAUGAUUUCUCUGACAUGAAAGGCCUGAGUCAGCCCUCUAGGAUACGGAAUUUUCCCCUGAAGGACCUGUCCCUGGAGAGAUGCAACCUGUCAGUGGCCACCUGUCCCCACCUGGCCUCGUUUCUCAUCAACGUCCAGAAAAUGACUCGACUGUGUCUGGGAUUUAAUCAGCUUCAAGACAAUGGCGUAGAGGUGUUGUGUGGUGCCCUGACACACUCUAGGUGUACCUUAGAGAGAUUGGAACUUUGGUUUUGCCAGCUUGGAGCACUCAGUUGCAGGCACUUGUCAGCCGCUCUCCUUAAGAACAACAGUUUGAAACACCUGAACCUGAGCAAGAACAACCUGAGAGAUGAGGGAGUGAAGUUUCUGUGUGAGGCCCUGAGUCGUCCUGAGUGCAAUCUGAAGAGCCUGGAUUUGUCAGGCUGUAGCUUCACAGCAAAGGGCUGUCAGGAGCUUGCUGAUGCUCUCAAGCAUAAUCACAAUCUGAAAAUUUUGGAUAUUGGGAGAAAUGAUCUUCAGGAUGAUGGAGUAAAACUACUGUGCGAGGCUCUGAAAGCUUCAAAUUGUGCAUUGAACACUUUGGGGUUGGAGAAAUGCAAUCUGACAGCCGCUUGCUGCCAGCAUCUCUCCUCUGUUCUCAGCAGCUGCAACAGCCUCGUUAACCUGAACCUUAUCGGCAACGACUUGGAGACCGAUGGAGCCAAGAUGCUGUGUGAGGCCUUGAGAAAUUCAAUGUGUAAUCUACAAAAACUUGGGCUUCAAGACGACUUGCACAAUAUAGUAAGGGAAGAGUUACUGACAUCACGGAAGGAGUUAUUUCUGAAACUCAAGUGUACUUGGGAUUUUAACAACCCUGAAGACAGAUGGUGGUGGUGAUCCCACGGGUGUGCCACAGCGUUACCGUGGAACGAUCUUGGAGUAAAACCUCCAGAGACCCUGACCUGUGUGUUGCUCUGAUGUUGCUGUUCAUGGGGACAGAUGAGCUGUUACCUCCGGAAGCUUUCUCGCCAUGGGAGACAGCCUGCUAGACACCCAUCUCUAGAAUCCUAGUCGAACACUGUGUCUGGUCCCAAGAUUAUAAGUUGGCUUUCCCUUAAGUCUCUUUUUGUCCUUGGUAUAAUGUUUUUAAUUUUGAAGGUGUUGAGAGGAUCCAAUAAAGCA
Messenger RNA from Lemur catta (Ring-tailed lemur), 3630 nucleotides. It is a transcript of the gene NLRP13, whose product is annotated as NLR family pyrin domain containing 13. Gene Ontology annotation, molecular function: protein binding. The transcript has 12 exons. Gene Ontology annotation, biological process: regulation of inflammatory response. The record is from RefSeq and is a predicted model, not a curated record. Lineage: Eukaryota; Metazoa; Chordata; Mammalia; Primates; Lemuridae. The coding region runs from base 1 to 3345 and encodes 1114 amino acids. Gene Ontology annotation, cellular component: cytoplasm.